AUGGAUGUAGGUUACGGGGAGCCGCCGCAGCGAGUCGUGGAGGUGGCAAGGGGUGAAGGUGCGAACGCCAGUGGUCGUAUGGAGGCGAGUAGUAACGGCGGUGGAUGGAGUCGAUGCGACGCAGGGGAGGUCAGCGGCGAGGCGACGCGGCAGCUUUCGGAGGCUAGUCGACGUGCGGUGGACGACGGCAAGACGAUGCGUCGGCUGACAGAUGCAAUAGCAGACGAAGGCAACGCGGCUAACAGAGGCUAUGCGACGCGGCGACAGACGGGCUGUUUGGCAGACGGAGGUGAAGCAACGGAAUGGCGGACGGAGAUGACAUAA
Striga asiatica is the source of this 324-nucleotide messenger RNA. NCBI's taxonomy places the organism in Eukaryota, Viridiplantae, Streptophyta, Magnoliopsida, Lamiales, Orobanchaceae. The record is from the annotation of a GenBank genome assembly.